ACACACAGAGAGAAAGGUCAACCGCCAACAUUCCGGUUAGUUCUUUCGUUAGCACACCACAGGACCCAAAUGGUCACUUUGGCUACCACUCCUAUAUAUACUCGAGUUUUGCACUGAACGGUUUUCUAUCAUUUUAUGUAACCAUAGAAGCUUAGUAAAAGCAUCCAAGAAAUUAAGAAACAAAGCACAAGAAUCUUGCGCACAACAACCACACAGAGACCAGGCAGCAGUCGCUAUAGUUAAGCCAUGGCAGACGAGUACACAAGCACAAACUGGUGGGAUUCAUCUUCAUCAAGCAGGAACAGGUUUGAUAGUACUGGAUCAUCAUCUACAACUUCGGGACAUACUAGUUUAGGAAGCUUUGCUUGGCCAACAGAAAUGGUUGAUGUCAAAGGAAGGUCUUCUAUGGAAACUGUUUCAGUCUCGGAUAGUUCUGUUGUUUUCCAUGAUUCCCAGAAGCUGCAACAAGGCCAUGAUUCUUCUGCUGACUUGCAUAUGAUGGGUUUAGGCCUCUCUUCACCAGCCAUUGAUUGGAACCAGGCCUUACUUCGCGGAGAUAAGUCUGAGAACAGUUUUCGAUCGAUGCUACAAGAUAAUUUGAGUUCAAGCACCAAUUAUCAGCAAGAAACUGGGAUUGGAUCUUCUCAAGCUCAGUGGAGAUCAUCAGAGAGAGUGUUCGCUGGGGUCAGUGGAGACUCCUCUAUGAAUGAGUUUAAGCAAAUGAAUCGGGGCUUUUCUUUAGAUCAACCACAGUUUAGUCCUCACGGGAGCUCCAGUGAUAGUACUGUGACAGGUCAAGGCUUGCAGUCUAGUUUCCCAAUGGAUUCAUCAGGUAUAUAUGGAAGCCCUUCAACUAUGUUGCAAGGACUAUUGGGAUCAGAUAAUCAAGUACAGCAGUCUUCGUUCGACAACCGAUCGAUGGGUUAUGCAUAUGGGGCAAAUUAUGGUGUUAGCACUAAUGAAUUGUUGCCUUCUUGGUCUAAAAUACCUCAAUUCUUGAGAAAUUCACCACCCAAACAGCCUCCUCAUAACCAGUUGCACCUCUCCAAUAAUGCUCCCUUUUGGAAUGCAUCUUCAAGUGCCAUGAGUGAUGUCCGUCCGAGCUUUUUCCCGUCGAUGCAACCGCAGUUUACCACAUCCAAUUUCGAUGAAAAACCUAAGAAUAUAUCUGAAGUACGGGAUUCGAAUACAGCAGUAAAGAAAAGUGGGGGUGAAGCAGGAGCAAAAAGGCCAAGAAAUGAAACACCAUCACCUUCGCCAGCUUUUAAGGCGAGGAAAGAGAAGAUGGGGGACAGAAUCACUGCACUCCAACAAUUGGUUUCACCUUUCGGAAAGACUGAUACAGCCUCGGUUCUCUCUGAAGCUAUUGAAUACAUCAAAUUCCUCCAUGAGCAAGUCACUGUCUUGUGCACCCCAUACAUGAAAAAUGGAGCUCCCAUACACCACCAGCAGAGUUCUGAGAAGUCCAGGGACUCUGAAGGACAAAAACAAGAUCUUAGAAGCCUAGGGCUAUGUUUAGUACCGGUAUCGAGCACUUUUCCGGUUACUCAUGAGACCACAGUUGAUUUUUGGACCCCCACAUUUGGAGGGACUUUCAGAUAAAAGGAAAGGACGAUGGUAAAAAAUUCGGGCAUGGGAACAGAUUCUAUGCAACUAGUGUAUAUGAUCUUAUCAAACCCUAGCCAAGUUGGGAAUGAUAAGAUUAACGAUAGAAAAAAUAAGGAACAGAAAACAAAGAAGCCCCAUAUUAACUGUAGUUCUGGAUGGAAAAGAACACUAUGUAGAGAAACUGUGAAAGAGAAAGAAAAGGAAAUGACUCUCCAAGGGUACACGCGGCCAGCUACAAGCAAAAUGAUAUUUUUGUUUCGACGGCUAGAAGUAUGUUAGCGCCAGUUUCUGUGUUGAUCGAGAUUAAAUCCUCUCUUCAGAUAAUCUUAAAGGCAGGCAGGCUCACUUACCAUAUCAGCUAGUACAUUCAAAGAGAUUUAAUGCAUUUCUCGGAAAGUCAAAAGGAUGCAUAUGGCCAAUGUUUGGAAGUAUCUUAUUUGCUGUAAUAAACGUGGGUCAGGAACGAAAAUAGGUGCUGAUUUUAGGGAAAGUACUGUCAAGAAGAUUUAGUUUAGAUAACAUUAAUCUGUUAUUAAGUAGCUGAGUUUAGUAGAAGAUAUAUAAAGAAACUCUUGUCUUUCA
Messenger RNA from Populus trichocarpa (black cottonwood), 2190 nucleotides. Its product is annotated as transcription factor bHLH123. Gene Ontology annotation, cellular component: nucleus. Gene Ontology annotation, molecular function: RNA polymerase II cis-regulatory region sequence-specific DNA binding; DNA-binding transcription factor activity, RNA polymerase II-specific; protein dimerization activity. Bases 247 to 1602 code for a protein of 451 amino acids. Gene Ontology annotation, biological process: regulation of transcription by RNA polymerase II. The record is from RefSeq and is a predicted model, not a curated record. The transcript has 7 exons. Lineage: Eukaryota; Viridiplantae; Streptophyta; Magnoliopsida; Malpighiales; Salicaceae.